AUGUUCAGCGGGUAUCUCCAGGCAGCACUGUACACAGGGAUGAACGUAGGACGAGAGCGUUUGGGUGACGAAAAAGGUUCACUUUUCCACUUCCUCAUGCGAUCAGAGCCGGUAUAUAGGCAACAGGCUGAUGAAAUACAGGCAUGGGGCCAGGAAGGUACCCAAAAGAACGCCGAGUUGCGGCAGAUGCUCGUGGCGACUGGCAAUAUCUUCACCUAUAACUUCAUGGCGUGGGUCCCGCUCCUGACGUUUCCUACGUAUGAUGCGCCGCACUUUAAUUACGGAUACCAGCUGCUGAUCAUGUUCAAGGCCUUAACUAUUGUGGGUGUUUAUCUUUAUGGGUGGUUGGAUAAGUCGGAUAGGUGGGUUACUUGGCUGGGUAAUAUCAGAGCGAGUGGCUAA
This is a messenger RNA of Aspergillus nidulans FGSC A4, 402 nucleotides long. RefSeq lists its product as uncharacterized. The record is from RefSeq and is a predicted model, not a curated record. The transcript has 3 exons. Lineage: Eukaryota; Fungi; Ascomycota; Eurotiomycetes; Eurotiales; Aspergillaceae. Bases 1 to 402 code for a protein of 133 amino acids.